AUGGUCUACUACGGUCCUAGCGCUGGCUGCAAGGCUUGUCGAACUCGCCGAGUAAAAGUAUUUGCCUCCCAAGUUCCUGCCUCAAGUCUUCUCGACCUGGCCCUUCGUGCCAUACUAAUUGCGUGGCAGUGUGACCAAACAAAACCGCACUGCAACAAUUGCACACGGCGGCGACAGGUUUGUCCCGGCUACGCUGAUGUCUUCGACGGUGCUCAUAGAAAUCAAAACAAAGUCGUUAUCCGACGGUUCGAGAAAGAAAAUGCGGCGAAGGAAGCGAGAUCAACCAGCAGUUCUCCCAGCAGUGAACCUUCAUCGGAUGUGACCUCCACGACAUCCAAAUCAUCCGCUCCCACUUCGACAAUGAACCCCAACGUUCCCCUUCAGUGGAUUAUCUAUUCGGCUCCGAGAGAAGAACCUGGAUCCGAGAACAGCGAUUCUCGACCCACGGAAGAAGCGUCCUCGACCGUGGCCACAGAUGUGCCGUUCAAUAAUUCGAUGAGCAUGAUUCCUGGCACGGUCAAACAGGAUCCCCAAGAAGCAUCCAUCUGUUUCUUUUUCCGACAUUACACGGGAACGAUCUACGACCAGCAAACCCACAACGGCUUCACGAAUAUGUGGCAGCCAUUAUAUCUGCGAUCAUCUGCAUUCUCUCCAUUACGAACCGCCACCGCGGCAGUCGCCGUCAACGUGUCGAUGAUGUGGUGUUUUCGGGGCUGUGAUACACGCCCGGCACGAAGCCUGUUCACCAAAGCCAUCGCCGCGACGCGGGAAGCAAUAAAUAACCCUUCGCAAAGUGACAUGGACGAGCUUCUUAUGACCAUUUUGGUCUUUGACCUGUACGAUUCUCUCGUUCUCCAUUACGUGCCUGAUGCAUCACCUUACGGAAAACAUAAGGAAGGAGCGCUGGCCUUGGUGAAGCAUCGGGGCAUUUCGAACUAUGCGACGGAUAUGAGCCGUGCGCUUGCAAACUCGACCCGCCAUGCUCUCUUGGAUUAUUCCCUUUCAACGCGGGUCCCAAUCCCCUCUGGCGUAGAGAAGUACUUUGACCAUCCAUCCCUGACAUUCAGCAAGGCAACCCAUCUCGACAUGCUUUCCAUUUCCAUCACCAACGCACAAACCCGUCUCUGGAAUUUGCGUCGUGAGAGUCCGUUGUUAAAAUCAUUCAGCGAGCGUCGGAAAGAGUACGAAGAAAUCAUUGCCGAGGCAAUGAGGUUGGACGAACUCAUCAUGACAUGGAAACGAGGCAUCACCGAUCAGUAUUGGAUACCUCAAUAUGUCGACCGAGAAGAAGUGGCGCCCACAAUCAGAGAAGCCGGAUUCUAUGGCAACAGGUGCCCUGUUUGGGUCGACCUAUCCUUCUCCGAGUCCUGGAACAUUUAUUACAAACGCCGCAUCUUCAUACUCCAGAUGAUCCGACAGGCGUUUGCAGACAUGCCAUGCUUGCUGAACGAUGCAAAAAGUCAGUCUGUUUUAGCAAAGGCAAAUUCAACGUUACAACUUCUCGUCGACUCCUUGUGCGAAAGCGUGCCAUUUUACAUCGGCGAUAUCAUGUCACCUACCAAUCCCAUGUACAGCCAUGGGAUUAACUUCCCCUACAAAAUCAUCACGAAUUCGCAAACGGGCGUCACCACCAGUAUCCCAGACUCGAAGUCUUCCUACAGGAUCCGCGCAGCCGCGUCCGGGGGAUGGAUGAUCUUUCCGUAUCUGGUGACAAUUUGGCGGCUGGCAGAACCCGAAGAUGAUGCUGUACCCUUCGUACUUCGCGAAGGUCAGCUGGAUUGGGUCAAGGGCCAAGUCAAGAGGUUACAGACGAUUUUCCUGUUCUGUGACCCGGUUUGGUGA
This is a messenger RNA of Rhinocladiella mackenziei CBS 650.93, 1842 nucleotides long. RefSeq lists its product as uncharacterized. The record is from RefSeq and is a predicted model, not a curated record. Bases 1 to 1842 code for a protein of 613 amino acids. NCBI's taxonomy places the organism in Eukaryota, Fungi, Ascomycota, Eurotiomycetes, Chaetothyriales, Herpotrichiellaceae. The transcript has a single exon. Gene Ontology annotation, molecular function: DNA-binding transcription factor activity, RNA polymerase II-specific; zinc ion binding. Gene Ontology annotation, biological process: regulation of DNA-templated transcription.